CCCCGGGUCAGUUUGCUGAUUCCUGCAGUUGGAAAAGGAUGAAGAGUUUCCUUCACCUGGCUCUGCUCCUGCAGCUGGCGCUUUGGGACCAGACAAAGGCCAUCCACCCAGACUGCGCUGUGAUAGUGCAGCACAUGAAGGCUAAAGAAGACUGCUAUCAUAUGCUCGAACAAGAGGAAAACAACAACUCUUCCAAAACAGGUUGCCCAACCUCAUGGGAUCAUAUGUACUGCUGGCAUCGGGCUCAGGUGGGAGAGGUGAUCAGGAUCUUAUGUGCUGACAUCACUCAGCUCUUUGCUGACAACCAAGGUUUUGUUUCUAGAAACUGCACUGAGGAGGGUUGGUCUGAGCUCAAUCCACACUACGAAGAUGCCUGUGAGUUUAAAGAUGAUAAAACGACAGAACCAGAGACGACAUAUUUCUCCAACUUUAAACAAUUGUAUACUGCUGGCUAUGCUACCUCACUCAUCUCACUUAUAACAGCUAUUUUUGUCUUCACUGCUUUCAGGAAGUUUCAUUGCACCAGGAACUACAUCCACAUCAAUUUGUUUUUCUCCUUCAUCCUGAGAGCCAGUGCUGUCUUUAUCAAAGAUCUGGUUCUUUUUAAUGAUGAAAAUAUGGACCACUGCUUCAUGUCAACAACAGCCUGCAAGUCCGCCGUGGCCUUUUUCCAGUUCAGCAUCCUUGCAAACUACUUCUGGCUUCUUGUGGAGGGAAUGUACCUACAGACACUCCUUGCACUCACCUUCGUCUUUCAAAAAAAAUACUUUUGGUGGUAUAUACUAAUCGGCUGGGGAUUACCAACUAUAAUCAUUACAGCCUGGAUUCUGUCCCGAAACUUUUAUAAUAAUAAAGGGUGCUGGGAUGACACAGAUGUUGCCUUCAUCUGGUGGAUCAUAAAGGGUCCAAUAACUGCCUCCCUACUGGUUAACUUCAUCAUCUUUCUGAACGUGAUCCGUAUUCUGGUUCAGAAAUUGACUACUCCUGGAGUCAGCGGUAACGAUACAAGUCAUUUUAAGCGACUGGCCAAAUCCACACUGCUGCUCAUCCCACUGUUUGGGAUGCACUAUAUGGUGUUUGCCUUCCUGCCAGAACAUACAGGAGCAGAAGCUCGGCUCUUCAUUGAGCUCGGCCUGGGCUCCUUCCAGGGGUUUGUGGUUGCCUUGCUGUACUGUUUCCUAAACGGAGAGGUCCAGGCUGAGAUGAAGAAGCGAUUUUGGAAGUGGCAGACUCAGAGUUACCUUAGCUACAGUAAACGACGGCGUACGCUUUUAAACGAAAGCAGUACAGUCACACAAACAUCUGUCCUGGACAAAUCCAGUCCCUUAGAGCAGCAGGGCUCAGAAGGAACCGCCCUUACACCCAACAAUGCGUCUUUAGUGUGAAACCAUCAGAGAAGCCCAGCAAAUUGUUGUUUUUCUUUUGCCUCCUUUAGCGUACCAUUCUGGUACAUCACAAUGUGUAGAGACUAAACAUCAGAGUCUGAUCGUUGGAGGUUGUUUUUAUUCUGAACAAAUGUUGACCUCUUCUCUGUGAGAAGUCAGCAUUAUCCCACACACUUUUAAAGCACAUUCAGAUUUCCCCACAGACACCAGAGUUUACAAUGUUGGUGGGAAAACAUGUCAUUGUUUGAAUAUUUGCUUUGGGGCUACUCCUCCACAUCUUACAUUUAUACCUUGAUAAAAACACAUUCAAGCAAACUUUUAUACAAAAUAAUGAAGGAUUAUUUAUUUAUUACAUAAUGGAAGUUGGAAUAUGAAUGGAAAGAUUCACACAUCAUUGCAACACAGUUCCCAAAGUGUAGCCUCCCCAGACCGAUUUUUAAAGACACAAUAUUUACUGAAAAAUAUCUAUAAAAAUUGCCUUUUUAUUUGGCCCUUUAUGACUAAAACAUUAUUUGAUGAGUAGAUUGGCACUUUAGUAGUUCACUGCCACUUCAUCUACAAACCUGCAGCCUAUUGUCCUGAAUUUACUUCGAGUCGGAUGGAUGUGACGUCAAGCGCGUCCACGUUAAAUUGGUCCAACCUAGCAAAACAUUGAAGCGUUAUUUUCCAAAUGGAUUUUGCGGCUUCUCAGAAGCGACCAAAUUCCAGCUCAACUCAGACACCAAUGGCAACUCAUUGUUAGAUGAAAAAGUAAAAAAAAAACAAAAAAAAAAACCCUUUUAAAGGUAUAGAGGAGGAUGUA
Messenger RNA from Cyprinodon variegatus (sheepshead minnow), 2187 nucleotides. RefSeq names its product pituitary adenylate cyclase-activating polypeptide type I receptor-like. Bases 39 to 1385 code for a protein of 448 amino acids. The record is from RefSeq and is a predicted model, not a curated record. Gene Ontology annotation, molecular function: vasoactive intestinal polypeptide receptor activity; peptide hormone binding; G protein-coupled peptide receptor activity. NCBI's taxonomy places the organism in Eukaryota, Metazoa, Chordata, Actinopteri, Cyprinodontiformes, Cyprinodontidae. Gene Ontology annotation, cellular component: plasma membrane. The transcript is spliced from 13 exons. Gene Ontology annotation, biological process: adenylate cyclase-modulating G protein-coupled receptor signaling pathway; cell surface receptor signaling pathway.